UAAUUUAUUUAAGUUAAAGGAUAAAAUUUGUUGGAAUAAAGAUUAUUUGUGUGUUUAUUGAUAUUAUUUUAUUAUAUUUAUUGAGGUUUCUCGUGUUUGUUUCAUUAUUUGAUAUUGUGAUUGUUAUAAAUCUGUGAAGAAAUAAUAAAGAUGCAAGAUACACGUCCGGAAUUGUAUGAAGAGAUUAAAUUGUACAAAAAUGCACGUGAACGAGAAAAGCAUGAUAACAUGGCUGAGCUCUAUGCUGUCGUCUGUACCCUUCAGCACCUGGAGAAGGCAUACAUGCGUGAUUGUGUGAGAGCACAGGAAUACACAGCGGCAUGCAGUCGUCUCCUCGUGCAGUACAAAGUGGCUUUUAAACAAGUACAGGCUGAUGAGUUUCCCAAUAUUGAAGCUUUUGUUGCUAAAUACAGGUUAGACUGUCCUGCUGCUUUGGAACGAAUAAGGGAGAACAAACCGAAUCUCAUCAAGGAUGACAAAGGGAACACUAACAAAUACAUUGCAGAAAUUGUAUCGUUAUUUAUAACCUUAAUGGAUAAACUGCGUCUAGAGUUCCGUGCAAUGGACAUGAUUCAGCCCGAACUUCGUGACCUUCGCGACACCAUGGACCGGCUCAGCAUGCUGCCUGAUGACUUUGAAGGGAAACUCAAGGUGCAAGAGUGGCUAGAUAAGUUAUCUGAGAUGUCAGCAUCGGAUGAACUGUCCGAAGCACAAGUGCGACAGCUGGUGUUCGACCUAGAGACCUCAUAUGGGGCUUUCAAUAAAUUUUUACACAAGGACUGAAUUUUAUCAAGAAUAACUUUAAUCAGAUAUAUUGAAUACUGCUGGAAAACUUGUAUUACGAAACACAUGUAUCAAUGUAACCUAAAUAUUGUUUAUAAUAUUAAAUGUAAGCUGUCAUAAUAAACAUAUUUAAAUCCUUA
Molecule: messenger RNA, 923 nt
Organism: Bombyx mandarina (wild silkworm)
Lineage: Eukaryota; Metazoa; Arthropoda; Insecta; Lepidoptera; Bombycidae
Gene: Vps28
Product: vacuolar protein sorting 28
Biological process (GO): protein transport to vacuole involved in ubiquitin-dependent protein catabolic process via the multivesicular body sorting pathway
Cellular component (GO): ESCRT I complex
Molecular function (GO): protein-containing complex binding
Source: RefSeq, a predicted model, not a curated record